Molecule: messenger RNA, 1237 nt
Organism: Camellia sinensis
Lineage: Eukaryota; Viridiplantae; Streptophyta; Magnoliopsida; Ericales; Theaceae
Product: WUSCHEL-related homeobox 8
Molecular function (GO): DNA binding; DNA-binding transcription factor activity
Source: RefSeq, a predicted model, not a curated record
UAUGGCCAAGAUAUUAUUAUUGUGAUUUAUGAUCCGGUUUUGUCCGCGUCUUUAUUACCGUCUCCAUUUUCUUUACUUUCUCGUUACUCUUGUACUCUGACAGAGAGACAGACUCUGUUUACUUAUCACGCACACACAGAUAGAGAGACAGAGAGAGAGAGAGAGCUGUGAAACGAAGCAAAAAAGCAAGAUUAUGGAUUGGGAAAAGCAACAAAACCAACAACAACGUCAAGAUGAAGUGAUGAAUAGCAGCAGCAACACCACCAACAACAACAACAAUGGGGUAUUUGUGAAGGUGAUGACUGACGAGCAAUUGGAGAUUCUCCGCAAGCAAAUCGCUGCUUACGCAGCCAUUUGUGACCAGCUCGUCCAAAUGCACAAAUCCCUCUCUUCUCACUCCGAUCUCACUGGAGCCAGGUUGGGAAAUCUAUAUUGUGACCCCUUAAUGACAUAUGUUGGCCACAAGAUUAGUGGCAGACAACGGUGGACUCCAACACCUGUACAACUUCAAAUUCUUGAACGUUUAUUUGACCAAGGUAAUGGGACACCAAGCAAGCAGAAGAUCAAAGACAUAACCUCUGAUUUGUCUCAACACGGCCAAAUUUCCGAGUCAAAUGUCUAUCAUUGGUUUCAGAACAGGCGUGCUAGAUCAAAAAGGAAGCAGCAUGUUGCAGCACCAAACAAUGCAGAAUCAGAAGUGGAGACAGAGGUUGAAUCACCCGAUGGAAAGAAGACAAAGUCAGAGGAUUUCGAGUCUCAACAUAACCCAGCUCCAAGGGCUGAGGAUUUGUGCUUCCAAAACCCUGAAAUAAGCUCUGGGAUGCGUUCUUUAGAUUCGAAGUCCAAUAAAGGAGAGCCUAUGUUUCCAUCAAAUGGCAGUUCAAAACCAGAAAGGAGUUUGGGACAAAUUUCUUUCUAUGAUAGCAUGCUAUCAAACCCAAUAACUCUUGUUACAUUGAGUGCAAGUACAACAAGGAUAUCAUCUUGCAUGAUGGAGAAACUUAUUAUUUUUGGAAUCGACCACUUGAUUGGAAAGAUGGAAGCGUCAGGGAGCUACAAUCCAUAUUUGCAGGAAGACGACUAUGACAUGACAAGUUGAUACUAUAAUGCAAACGAUUGUGGUUUUACGUUACUGGUCUACAUAAAAUUAUUACUAUUUGUUGAUGAAACAUAUUAAUGCAAUAUAUUAAAGAUGCGUAUAGUUUUACUACACCAAUUAAUAUAUGAGUUUGAUAAA